ACCAAGUCGCUGUGACAACGCUAAUGAAAAGCUGUUAAGUUCACCUUCCACGUUUAUCAAGGCCAGAAUACUUGGUCGGACAGGUUGAUAUACAGUGAAUAGAGAUGUCUUUGAUUUGCGGGAGAGAUUUGUGGAGAUAUAUACAUACAUGUAUUUGCCUACCGCGUGACUCCCUGAAGUCUUGGAGAAGAAUCCUUGGAUUGAUGGUUGUCGUCACGUUGAUCAUUUUCCUGUUCAACCUCAAGAUGCUGAACUUCGGGAAUGACAAAGAACACCAGCGCUUGAAACCUGCUUCAUCCGGGUAUACUGGAAAGACGAAAUCAACUGCUAGAUGUAAUCAGGUAACUCCACAUCGGGUUAAAAUGAACUGCGAAAAAUGGGUGGUGGUCACCACGAUCUUCAAUUUGACCGACGCCGUGAAGGACCUACUGAAGAUGCCAAAGUGGUGUAUGGUACUGGUCGGUGACAAGAAAGGCCCAAAAGAAGUACCGUCAUUUCCCAAUCUGAUCUUCCUAGACGUUGCCUGGCAGGAGCGCUGUCCGUACCAUAUCUGCCAGCAUAUUCCAUGGAAUCAUUUCAGUCGCAAAAACAUUGGCUUCAUGUACGCCGUGGCUAACGGGGCCAAGUGGAUAUACGAUACCGACGACGACAACUUCCCCAAGUUUCCUAAAGCCGAGCCGCUUUUGGAUUCGUCGAUCAGAUUUGAUCUAAUACAGGUCCCUGGACACGUGUACAAUCCCUACAUUCCAUAUAUCAAACCCAACACAACCUUUUGGCCGAGGGGGUUGCCACUGGAUAAAAUCAAAGAUUCCGACACGAAGAACAUGAAAGUGAUCGGUACCGUCAAACCGGAAAAGGUCGCGGUGAUUAACUAUUUAGCCCAAACCGACCCCGACGUUGACGCGAUCUACAGACUGACGCAGAAAAUUCCUUUUCAGUUCGAGAUGGUGGAGAAGUAUUACGCUCUACCGCAUUACAUCAUGUCACCCUACAACGCCCAGGCAACGAUGCAUGCACAGUUCGCCUUUUGGGGUCUGCUUCUGCCGGCAAGCGUAGACAUGCGUGUCACGGAUAUAUGGCGGUCGUAUUUCACUCAACGGUUAGUCUGGGACACCGACGGUCACAUCGCUUUCGGUCCGCCAUACGUCAAUCAAAUCCGCAACGCGCAUUCGUAUAUGGUCGAUUUUCACAAUGAAAUGGAUGUCUACCUUAAAACCAGCAGACUGAUCAAAUUCCUGGUGAACUGGAUCCCGAAAACCGUUUCGUUGGCGCAGAACAUGAUCGACCUUUACAUAGAACUCUACCAAAUCGAUAUUAUCGGGAGGGCCGAUAUCGAUUUAGCCAUAGCUUGGAUACGCGAUCUGGAAUGUGUCGGCUAUACCUUUCCGCCAGUCAAAGUUGCGAAAGACUACGUGUAUUUAAUUCAAGGUGCAAGCGUCACGAUGCUCGAUCAACUUGUAUCAAACUCGAAUCGAGAUGUUCUAUGGCUGACGUACGAAACGGAGUCUGGCGAUCUUUACCGGCCGAAUAGCACGUGGACCAGUGGAAGGAAUCUUCAGCUGGAACACGCCGUUGAACGCGGGAGCCGAAUGUCGGAGAAGGGUUAUAAAUAUUUCAUCUUUCUCGACGACGACGCUAAACUGUCGUUCAAUACUAAUGGUCGAAGAUGGAAAGAUGAAGGCGGUUGCAAUAGCGACGUUGUGUGGACAUGCUUUGAACAGUUCUUGGGCGCUCACGAGCCGGCAGUCAGCUAUCCGUUCUACACAUAUACUGGACAUUUCUAUGACAAGAAUUCAAUGGUCAAUACAAACUACCAUAUCGAUCCAAUGAUGGUGGCUUUUCACCGUGACACAUUAUCUUUCCUACUGCCCUACAGUACUGAGUUUGAAGCGCAAUCCUGGUGGGCAUCGGGUGUUAUCUGUGCUGGCCUGGCCAACAUGCUGUAUAGCACCAACAAGUUUCAGUUCAAUGUUCUUCAUAGCAUCAAUUUGAGACCAAAUCAUCCGGGCAAUACUAAAUACAAGACGGAUCGGAAUCAACCCGGUCAAUUACAAUUCCUGCUAUCGGCCCUUCUGCCGACUGUCGAUGGAAAGCCGAAUCCGUUGUUGAACAGUACCUCGCCGCGUUUGGCUCCGAGGAUUAACGGCAAGCCCAAUCUGAAGAAAAAUAAAACCUACAUCGUUGACUACGCGUUCAUUAAAAAGUACUUUAAGCUCGAUCAUAAGUUUUCGCAAAGUCGGCUGAACUGGCUGAAAAAUCCUGUGAUCAAAAGAAUUCUAUUCGGGGGCAAAGACGUAACUGAAUUUGACAAUUCAUUCAAUCCUGAUUAUUCUUAUCCGAUUUAACACGUCAAACUGUAGUAUCAUUCGCAUAGAGUUUCACCAUACACCGACUUCGUGGAAAUUGCAACAAGGUAUGGAGGGCAGGGUCAUGUAUUAUACCGCUAUGGGACCUAACCGUAGUUCCAAAAAAUGUGUGUCCUGUUUUAAGGCCGCCUGUCAGGCGAAGUUUGACCAAAUGGUGUGCUAUUUGCAUCUUUCUAGACCUGGACAGCAUACUAGAAUAUGAUCAAGGCAAAUAUGAAAGGAUUUUUGAUAUUCAUGGUCUCAAUGUCCAAUUUAGAAUUGUCUAAGUUUCUGCCACGCAAGGCCAAAACGGCGUCAAUUCUCCUUGACAUGACUGUUGGUAAAUGUCCAAAUCUAAACUUUGAAGUACGUCACAUUUUUAAAGGUUUAAUAGCUUAUUGUUGGAUGUCUGAGGAAUACACAUCCAAAUUCUCAAGCUGAUUGAUAGCUUCGAAUUGCAAUUUUCAGCCUAAGAAUUAUGUGUAAUGAAUAUACACAAAAUGUACAGGGGUUUUAUAACAAUACCCUGGCCUGGAGACUUUGUCCUAACCGAUGUACGUUGACCUACGUGUCAUUAUCAAAUGUGAGAAUGUACUGAUGUUGGAUAGGAGGUUGAAGAAGCUCAGAAAGUUUCAAAUAUGACAGUCCCAUCAAUACGGUGUACCUAGUCCCAAUCGAAAAGAAAAAAAUUCUCGGCGGGACGACAUAUUAUCUCGGGGGGGGGGGGGGGG
This is a messenger RNA of Lineus longissimus, 3076 nucleotides long. RefSeq lists its product as uncharacterized. The transcript has 3 exons. The coding region runs from base 105 to 2345 and encodes 746 amino acids. NCBI's taxonomy places the organism in Eukaryota, Metazoa, Nemertea, Pilidiophora, Heteronemertea, Lineidae. The record is from RefSeq and is a predicted model, not a curated record.